Gambusia affinis (western mosquitofish) is the source of this 3685-nucleotide messenger RNA. RefSeq names its product versican core protein-like. The transcript has 12 exons. Gene Ontology annotation, molecular function: calcium ion binding; hyaluronic acid binding. Gene Ontology annotation, biological process: cell adhesion. The record is from RefSeq and is a predicted model, not a curated record. Bases 1 to 1968 code for a protein of 655 amino acids. NCBI's taxonomy places the organism in Eukaryota, Metazoa, Chordata, Actinopteri, Cyprinodontiformes, Poeciliidae.
AUGCGCUCAGAUCCAGGAUCACGCUGGACAAAUAAUAUUGAUAACACAUUAUCAAUAAUCCAACCAAUCUCUGGAUCCCUCUCAGGGAAAGUAAAUCUUCCCUGUUUCUUCUCCACAAUUCCAACAUCAGCACCAGUCAUAGGUACAAAUAGAACAGGCAAUUAUGGCAAAGAUUACUUACGAAUCAAAUGGACCAAAAUAAAAGGACAGGAAAAGUCUACAGUGUUGGUGAUGCAAAAUGGGGUCAUCAAGAUGAACCCCAUCUACAGGAACCGUGUGUCAGUGCCCAGUCACCCUGAGGAUGUCGGUGACGCCUCCUUGACUAUGGUCAAGCUGCGAGCGAGUGAUACUGGGACUUACAGUUGUGAAGCCACAUACGGCAUUGACGAUACGCAUGAUGUUGUUAACCUGGAUGUCAGUGGUGUUGUUUUUCACUAUCGAGCAAGCACCAGCAGGUACACCUUAAGUUAUGAGAAAGCUGUCCAAACUUGCAAAGAUAUUGGAGCAAGCAUAGCUACCUAUUCCCAACUGAAAGCAGCUUAUGAAGAUGGAUUUGACCAGUGUGAUGCCGGCUGGAUUGCUGACCAGACAGUGAGAUACCCAAUUACCAGACCAAGAGAUGGCUGCCUUGGAAACCUUAAGAUGUUACCUGGUGUUCGGACAUAUGGAGUUAGAAACCCUUCAGAGACCUAUGAUGUAUACUGUUACGUCGAUAAACUUGACGGUGAAGUCUUUUAUGCUCCUGCGGCGGGAAAGCUAACUUUUUUAGAGGCCACUGAGGAGUGCAAAAAACACAAAGCUGUCUUGGCGUCCACUGGCCAACUCCAUGCUGCUUGGAGAAUGGGACUGGACAGAUGCGACUACGGCUGGCUCUCUGACGGGAGUGUACGGCACCCUGUUGUGCAUCCCAGAAUUCCAUGUGGCGGAGGCCUAAUGGGUGUCAGGACAUUGUAUCGCUACAGAAAUCAGACCUGCUUUCCAGAACCUUUUAAGAAGUUUGGAGCUUACUGCUUUAGAGGAAUGUAUUCAUGUAAGGAGAACAUUUGUCUGAAUGGAGGAUCUUGCUUCAAAAGUGGCGGCAUCUAUUCAUGUAGCUGUUCUCCGGGUUACACUGGUCAUCAGUGUGAAAUGGACAUAGAUGAGUGCCAGUCAAAUCCAUGUCGUAAUGGAGGCACAUGUGUUGAUGGGCUGGCUUCCUUUACAUGUGUGUGUCUCCCAAGCUACUCUGGGCUUUACUGUGAGGAAGACACUGAAACAUGUGACUAUGGUUGGCACAAGUUUCAAGGCCAUUGCUACAAAUUCUUCCCCCAGAGGAAAGGUUGGGACUCUGCAGAGCGAGAGUGCCGCAUUCAGGGAGCUCAUCUCACCAGCAUCCUUUCCCAUGAAGAACAACAGUUUGUCAACCGUCUUGGACAGGAUUACCAGUGGGUUGGCCUGAAUGAUAAGAUGUUUGACAAUGACUUCCGCUGGACUGAUGGCAGCCCUGUGCAAUAUGAAAACUGGAGACCCAACCAGCCUGACAGCUUCUUUUCAUCUGGAGAAGACUGUGUGGUGAUGAUUUGGCAUGAGGGUGGCCAGUGGAACGAUGUCCCCUGCAACUAUCACCUAACCUUCACAUGCAAGAAAGGCACAGUGGCCUGCAGCCAGCCCCCUCUGGUUGAAAACGCACGUACAUUUGGUAGAAAGCGUGAGAGGUAUGAAAUCAACACACUGGUGAGGUACCAGUGUCGAAAUGGGUUCAUUCAGAGACAUGUUCCAACCAUCCGCUGCCGUGGCGAUGGACGGUGGGAUACACCUAAAAUCACCUGUAUAAGCCCGUCAAGCUAUCAGAGGUCCUUCAUGAGAAGACAUCAACCCCAUGCUCUAUACAGUAUCAAUAAUUUCAAAAAAUGGCAGGAUGAGACCUUGCGCCAUCAGCGGAACAGGGGAAGGAGAGACAGAACAGUACAAAAGAGGACAAAGCAAUGAUUUCCAAGCGAAAUCAAGAACACUUGCUUGAUGGUUGGAAGAAAAGAAGACCAGAGAAAUCAAAGUGCAUUAAAAAAAACCUCAUUAACAGAAACCGAGGAUAAACUGCAAGGUUCUUGUAUUUACAAUGACAAUAAUAUCUUAUAAAGUGCCUUUGAAAUAAUUUUAGCUCACGAUUCAUGUCAAGAGAGACUUCUGCAUUCAUAGUGAGGACAAACUCUUUCAGCUGGCUUCUGGAAGCACAAUGAGUUGUCUAAUUUGAUAUUCUUUUAUGUUUUUUUUAUUAUUAUUUCAUGUUGACUAAUUAUAUGAAACAUUCAUUGUUGCUGUUUGAUGCAUCAACUGUGCUAUUUAAAGCCAAUGCAAGUGACCAACAUAUAUAGAAAGAACAUAAUACGGCUUAUGUCACAUAAAAAGAAUUUAUUUUGUCGUCGUCCUGUUUAAUGCUGGAAUGCAUGAAUGCAUACGCAUAAAUAUGUUUUCUCAAUUUAAUCAAAGAGACUACAUGUCAUGAGUUGUGGUUUUUUCUCGGAUUGCAAAUAGGGCUAAUAAUUAAUAUAGUGCACAAGAUUUUUGUUGUUUUAAUAUAAAAAAAACUUUUUUCUCUAUGAACAUAGACUAAAAAGGCUUGAAAAACAUUGCUUGAAAGUAUUUUCACAGGCAAUAACAACAAAUAGCCUUUUUCUCACCAGGGAAAAUCUAUUUGGUGGCAGCUUUCAAAGGUUCGAAUUACCAGCUUUCCCCGUUUUCUUCCUUUUAGCAACAUUUAUGUACAUGUCUAUAUCGACAAAAUCUUUCAAAUAUUACCGGCCUGACUUUUGUAUGAUACAGUUUUGAAAGGUUCCUCUCUGAGUACCUAUUGACAAAACACAGACAGAAACUGAUGUUUUUCUAUUUCAAAAUGAGUGAAAAACCACCAAGUGUAGCUCAAGCAGCCUGUAUUUCUAUUCAGCUCACAAUCCUUUGGUACAGCAUGUUUACAUUACUGUUCUGCUGUUAAUUAUAACACAUCAAAAAUAAUCUUUUGUCAUGUGUUUUGGUUGUGUUUUACCAUAAAAAACAUUUUCUUUUAAAGUUUUCUUUUGCUUUUUUUUUUACUGUGCUUCACUGCUUUUGAUGCACAUCAAAUCAGCCAUUGAGAGAAUGUAUUUUUGUGAAACACUCAGAGACUUGAACACUAAAGCUGUUGGGGUGAAAGAGAUACAAAUAAUUUAUUUUCAAGCUGCUUUUUAUCUCCUCGUGUGUAUUAUACUGACAAGUAAAAUGUGUUGAUGUCACUGGUCCCAGCAGUGCUCUUUUUAUGUGUAUGUUCAAUAGAAGACAAGACAUGCUCAGAAUGUCUAAACCUGAUGCAAUAAAGACAGAAAUUUACUCAUUUUAUGCAGUUUAAUCAGUUUAUAUGCCCUUUAGCAUCUCUUAAUACCACAGUGAACCAAGAGACAUGGAGGGCACGAUAAGCAAUAAUUUUGUUCUGAAAUAGUGACAAAAUCUAUUUGUACAUGUGAAUGGCUGUGUCUCUGCAACAGUUCUAUUGGAGCAAUGUUGCUUUAUUUGGUCUGCCUGUGAAUGUUUAAGUGCGUUUUUGCCCUAUUGUGCACAUAAUAUCAUUUUAUAUUUAUAUAACAAUUUUUUUUUCUACUUUACAAUGUGAAUGUAUGAGAAGUUUGUGAAUUGUUUUAUUUUUUAAAAGAUAAACUUUUUUUUCUUCUUUAACUCA